Bemisia tabaci is the source of this 1839-nucleotide messenger RNA. Its product is annotated as probable cytochrome P450 305a1. Gene Ontology annotation, biological process: xenobiotic metabolic process. Lineage: Eukaryota; Metazoa; Arthropoda; Insecta; Hemiptera; Aleyrodidae. Gene Ontology annotation, molecular function: iron ion binding; heme binding; steroid hydroxylase activity. The record is from RefSeq and is a predicted model, not a curated record. Gene Ontology annotation, cellular component: cytoplasm; intracellular membrane-bounded organelle.
UGUCACGCGGUUUUAUGCUUCAGUCGUCAUCUACUUCGCUAUUGCUAUCCGCACUAUGGAUCAGACAAUCUUACUUUCGUUAUGUUUAAUUUUUUCGUGUUUUCUAUUCUUGUUAAAAAAUUACAGACGCUCUUCAAAGCUUCCUCCAGGCCCCAGAGGAAUACCGAUUUUCGGCAAUCUUUUCCUCAUAAAAAGAUUAAGUAGAGCUCAUGGAGGCCUUCAUCGAGCUUUCCAACAGAUCUCCAGGGAGCAAAAAUCCUCGAUUUUGGGGUUGCACUUCGGCUCCUCUUUGGUGGUAGUGCUCUUCGGGAGAAAAUAUAUGAAAAUGAUAAUGUCAGAGGAGGCAUUUCAAGGAAGACCGGACAAUCUGUUCACUCGUUUGCGAACAAUGGGUGAACGUAGAGGAAUCACCAUUUUAGACGGUCCCGUUUUCCACGAGCAGAGGAAAUUUGCUGUGAGGCAUUUGAGCCAACUUGGAUUUCAAAAAAACGAAAUGAAAGCUUUCAUUCAAAUGGAGCUGAAACAUUUUCUCGAUUUUUUGAAGCCGAGGGAAGGAAAUGUGUGCAUCAAUCCGUUGUUAACAUCAGCAGUUCUGAAUGUUAUUUGGACCUUUGUCGCGGACCGCAGAUUUUCAUAUGAUGAUCCCUUUCUCAACGACUGGUUUGACCUAUUUAACAGGCGAGGGAAGGUUUUUGAUUUAUCCGGUGGACUACUAUCACAGUUUCCCUGGAUCAGGUUUCUGGCACCAGAAAAAUCGGGCUACAAUCUAAUCUUGAAAAUAAACGCUGAGCUGAAAAAAUUCAUGGAUACAGAAAUUGAGCGACAUAAAGCUAACGAAUCUACGGAGCCAAGAGAUUUUAUCGACGUAUAUCUCCGAGAGAUCAAAGCGGCUGGUCCAGAUUCUCCUGUUUUCAACGAGGACCAAUUGAUUGCUGUUUGUUUGGACUUUUUCAUUGCUGGUCUGCACACAACAAGUGACUCAUUAACUUUUGCUUUGAUUGCAAUGGUUAAGUUUCCAGAAGUUCAAACUAAAGUUCAGAAAUGUCUGGAUGAAGUGCUUAGCGUUGACGAAAUCCCUCAUUACGAUGACAGGCAACGGUUACCGUACAUCGAGGCUGUCCUCCUGGAGUCAAUGCGGUAUACACACGUUGUGCCGUUCAUAGGCCCGCGGCGUGUGAUGCAAGAUGUAGUGGUUGAUGGAUACCGCAUACCGAAGAACACCCUUGUUUUUGGGGAUCUUGACGAGUACUAUCGCAGCCAGGAUUCUUGGGGUGAUCCGGAAAAUUUCAGACCAGAACGUUUUAUACGAAAAAAUGGAGAAGUGAUUUCUGAAGACAAACAUUUCUUCUUUGGACGAGGAGCUAGGAGUUGCAUAGGAAACGUGCUGGCAAAGCAGUUUGUCUUUACAUUCUUCUGCGGCAUUUUGAAGAAGUACAAACUGUCACUGGCACCCUCGAGCAAGAUGCCCGGUGAAAUCCCCGGAAUCACCACGAAACCAGAGCCAUUUUUUGUUUCGAUGACACAAAGAGGUCGUUAGUAAAUGAAAUUCAUUUUCAUUCAGAAGAACUUUACUAAAGUCUGGUUUUUACGAAAUUCCCAUCGCAAAAUUGAGAAAUGAUACGAGGAUUGACUGGUGUAAAAGCUGCGUCUCCUAGUUACUCACUUGAAAAUGGAAUGUUUCCCCUCUCUUUUUAUCCUUUAAAUUUAAAUUUUCCUACGUAGCUCCUUUUUGAACUUUUAUACCAUGAUGAUAAAGUUUAUAGUAGCUAUUUCAAGACCAAUUUUUCUUGUGUUUUUUGUAGGUAAUUUUUCAUUUUCAGGCUUUCAUUUUUAAAAAUC